Messenger RNA from Oncorhynchus keta (chum salmon), 1120 nucleotides. Its product is annotated as voltage-dependent calcium channel subunit alpha-2/delta-4-like. Gene Ontology annotation, cellular component: voltage-gated calcium channel complex. The transcript has 14 exons. NCBI's taxonomy places the organism in Eukaryota, Metazoa, Chordata, Actinopteri, Salmoniformes, Salmonidae. The coding region runs from base 122 to 1120 and encodes 332 amino acids. The record is from RefSeq and is a predicted model, not a curated record. Gene Ontology annotation, molecular function: voltage-gated calcium channel activity.
UGUUUUUACUUACCUUAUUGGUCGAGAGGUGACCUUCGCUGACACUGUGAAGUGGAUUGCCUGCAACAAUAAAGGUUACUACACACACGUCUCCACGCUGGCCGAUGUUCAGGAGAAUGUCAUGGAGUACCUUCACGUUCUGAGUCGACCAAUGGUCAUCAACCAUGAUCAUGACAUCAUCUGGACAGAGGCUUACAUGGACAGUGUGCUGCCCAACACAGCAGAGCUGUUCAACACCCAGGCUCAGAGCCUGCUCCUCAUGACCUCUGUGGCCAUGCCUGUGUUCAGCAAGAAGAAGGAGACGCUGUCUCAUGGUAUUCUGCUGGGGGUGGUGGGGACUGACGUCCCUCUGAGAGAACUGAUGAGGCUGGUUCCGAGAUACAAGCUGGGUGUCCAUGGUUACGCCUUCCUCAACACCAACAACGGUUAUAUCCUCGCCCACCCUGCCCUCCGACCCCUGUAUAAGGAGGGAAAGAAGCUGAAGCCAAAACCCAACUACAACAGUGUUGAUCUGGCUGAGGUGGAGUGGGAGGACACGGAUGAGACGUUGAGAACUGCCAUGGUAAAAGGAGAGACAGGUACUCUGUCCUUAGACGUCAGAGCCACUGUAGAGAAAGGGAGGAGAGUCAUGUUCCUGAAGAAUGACUACUUCUACACAACCAUCAACGAGACUCCGUUCAGUCUCGGCAUGGUGCUGACCAGAGGGCACGGAGAAUACAUCUUCAUUGGGAACGUGUCUGUUAGGGAAGGUCUCAAUGACCUGAUGCAGCCAGAUGUGUCCAUCGCAAAUGAGUGGACCUACUGUGAGACAGACAUUGACCCUCACCACCGCAAGCUGACCCAGCUCCAGGCUGUGUUUCGAUACCUCACAGGGAAGGAACCUGAUCUGGAGUGUGAUGAGGAACUGUUGAGACAGACUCUGUUUGAUGCUGUGGUUACAGCCCCCAUGGAGGCUUACUGGACAGCAUUGAUGCUCAACCCAUCUGGUAUGGACGAGGGGGUGGAGACUGCGUUCCUGGGCACCCGGUCUGGUCUGAUGAGGGUCACCAGAUACGUGGGCAUUGAGAAACGCGUUGCCAAACCAAAGGUCUUCUCCAAGUCAGUACAUGACAGAAAAUGA